AUGUUGAGAGCUAAUAAAACGAGAGCAUCUAAGGCGAAGAGCCCAUAUGCCCGACCACCGGCAAGGACAUUCCUUGAUCAUAGUGUAGUAGUUACCACAGUGACCACCCAGGCUUCCACAUCGUCCUUUGACCCUAUCAUUCCCACGUCAAUCGCCAGUCUUACUUCAGAGGCAGCUACCUCAGUUUCAGGAAGAAGUUACAUAGUCAGCCAUGGAUCGCUAGCCCAAUCAGUACCCCUGCAGCCUGUUUAUGAUAUCGCAGAUGCCCCAACCCCUGCUUUACAGUCUGUACCCACCCAGCAGGCAGUGGAGCCAAAGUUACAUGUACCAGCAGCUAGCACUGCAUCAGGGAGCAUUGCAAAUUAUGGAUGUGAAGUGUGGGGUGCUCAUUCAGCUCCUGAUAUCGAAAAAGUUCACAUGGAUGUUUGUAAAAGCAUACUGGGUGUGAAAAGUGCUACUCCUAAUGCCACAAGUAGUGAGAAAGCUAUGACCCCCAUUGCCAGAUGGAUAUCGGCUUAUCUGGAAGAAAUGUCCAAGGAACAGGAGAGACCUUGCCUUGCAAUAGACCGUGAGGACUUAAUAAGAGCAGAGGAAUGGAGGCGAGAAAUCAUCGAAGAAAUCUCCAUGAAGAUAGAGCAGAUUCAGGAUGCUGGUCUUGGAGAAUUCAAACUGAGAGAUCUGAACGAUGAGAUUAACACACUUCUCCUUGAGAGGGGGUAUUGGGAUGAACAGAUCAAGGUUCUGGGGGGACCUGACUACGAGGAAAUUGGAUCCAAUACAAUGGAACAUGAAGGGAAAGAAGUACCCGGAAACAAGGGAUAUAAAUAUUUUGGUGCCACUAAAGAUCUGCCUAGCGUCAGGGAAUUAUUUCAACAAGAAGCACCCCCUCCUCUCAAGAAGAGACUACUCAGGUUGAUGAAUGACGUAGAUGCUGAUUGCUAUGGUUGCAAGGAUGAAGGUGAUGGUCUCAUUGUUUCCUUGGAAGAAGAGAUGGAGGAAAGAGUAAUGGUCCAGAAUGGUGAAGAAUUGGAAGAAAGAGAAGACGACAUUGCUCGAGGAGACGUCCCUGAGGACACAGAAAUGGAGGAGGGAGAAGAGGUGGAGGAAAAGGAGGAGGAAGUGAAAGAGGAGGAGGAAGUGAAAGAGGAGGAGGAAGUGAAAGAGGUGGAGGAGGAGGAGGAGGAACCAUUAUAUCAGGAUGCAUGCAUUUGUUAA
Messenger RNA from Ostrea edulis (European flat oyster), 1215 nucleotides. Its product is annotated as pre-mRNA-splicing factor ISY1 homolog. The coding region runs from base 1 to 1215 and encodes 404 amino acids. Gene Ontology annotation, cellular component: catalytic step 2 spliceosome; post-mRNA release spliceosomal complex; post-spliceosomal complex. Gene Ontology annotation, biological process: generation of catalytic spliceosome for second transesterification step; mRNA 3'-splice site recognition. The transcript has 9 exons. The record is from RefSeq and is a predicted model, not a curated record. Lineage: Eukaryota; Metazoa; Mollusca; Bivalvia; Ostreida; Ostreidae.